CACAAUAACCCAUUAUUUGCCAGUUUGCCAUCAUGGCGUCCGCUAUAUUGUUCCUUUGUUUGAUGGGUUUUCUGGACGCUUCUUUUUCUCAAAAGCAAACUGAAAGCCAGCCGGUCGGGAGCUCAUCUGGCCAAAUCGUAACGCCGUCGGUUCUCGGAUCGCUGUUGACUUUCAGUCAGCGCUUAUCAGACAUAGAGCGACUAAUCAAAUCCCACGACAAAAAGAUCCUAGAGCAGGAAGAAACGAUAGAGAACUUGAAGCGAGCUGUCAAGGAGAAAGCUAGCAUGUUGGAUGUCUCCAAAGUAAAGAACGAGCUACAGAAUAACGUAGCACAAGUGAUGCAGGACGUCCGUAUUCGCACAAGGGAGAUAGAGCGAUACAGGUCCAAACUAAGAACCAUUGAGUCAGCUUACUCGACUACAGACCAAGAGUUCGCGCUGACUCGUGGGAAGGUCUUGGAGCUAGAGGACAGGUUUGGUCAGUUCAGUGCGAACUGCAGAACAGUGAAGACCGGGUGGAGGCAGCGCGCGAAUGGCGAGAUCAUGUUCCUCGACAGACACCACGUCAGGUGCAGAAACGACGAGCUCCUCCAGUCCUUCCAACUCGCACGCAGGAGCGACUACGAGGAUGACAUGGUGCGAUACGUGUACAGAUGCUGCAGGCUCACACUGUGAACUACACGCGUGAUAAACACGAUACUCUCGCGGCAGACACGCAAAACGCGAGAUGGACAGCGUUACGUCAAAGAUAUGCAGGGGGAUUACGCACAUAUGACGACACGCGAGUCACGUGAACCUUGCACAUGGCCAAUAAGCAGAGAGAAGUCAGUCACAAAUUUGCUGUUACAUAUUGUUGUCUUCUUGAACAGUAAAACGUAUACACCCAUUUUAAAAACCUUGCCAGAGGAAAAGGCAAAUGGCACUUGAGAUUUCGGAUGAUCUUAUUAAUUUUGUUAAAAUCAGAAUAAAGCGUAUCCUAUCUAUGUAUACUUUAUACAUAGUCUUAAAAUUUAAAAAGUAAAAUACAAUAUAUGUACAUAUUUAAAA
Molecule: messenger RNA, 1046 nt
Organism: Nematostella vectensis (starlet sea anemone)
Lineage: Eukaryota; Metazoa; Cnidaria; Anthozoa; Actiniaria; Edwardsiidae
Exons: 4
Coding region: 33-674 (213 amino acids)
Source: RefSeq, a predicted model, not a curated record